Molecule: messenger RNA, 1841 nt
Organism: Charadrius vociferus (killdeer)
Lineage: Eukaryota; Metazoa; Chordata; Aves; Charadriiformes; Charadriidae
Gene: STXBP3
Product: syntaxin binding protein 3
Exons: 18
Coding region: 94-1734 (546 amino acids)
Biological process (GO): vesicle-mediated transport; intracellular protein transport; neurotransmitter secretion
Cellular component (GO): secretory granule; plasma membrane
Molecular function (GO): syntaxin binding
Source: RefSeq, a predicted model, not a curated record
UCAUCAGUAUUUGAUGACUGCAGGAAAGAGGACGAAUGGAAGAUAAUUCUUUUAGAUGAUUACACUACUAAAUUGCUGUCACUGUGCUGCAAAAUGACUGACCUACUGGCAGAGGGUAUCACAGUGGUGGAGAAUGUAUAUAAAAACCGUGAGCCUGUCCCACACAUGAAAGCAAUAUAUUUCAUAACUCCCACCAAAAAGUCUGUAGAUGGACUUAUUGAUGACUUCAUCACUAAAUCGUCCAGCAGAUACAAAGCAGCAUAUGUGUAUUUCACUGACUUUUGUCCUGACAACCUCUUCAAUAAAAUUAAGUCUUCCUGUGCAAAAUCAAUAAGGAAAUGCAAGGAGAUUAACAUUUCCUUCUUUCCAUAUGAGUCUCAGGUAUUUACUCUCAAUAUCCCAGAUGCAUUCUACCGCUGCUAUAGUCCAACUCUGGAAAAGACAAAAGAUAGAGAUGCUGUAAUGCAAGUAAUGGCUGAACAAAUUGUUACCUUAUGUGCCACGCUAGAUGAGAAUCCAGGAGUACGAUAUAAAAGUGGACCAUCUGAUAAAGCCAGCCAACUUGCACAACUUGUUGAAAAAAAUCUUGAAAACUACUACAAAACAGAUGAGAAAAGCCAAAUAAAGGCUAAAACCCACUCCCAACUAAUAAUAAUUGAUCGUGGCUUUGACCCAGUAUCAACUGUACUUCAUGAGCUCACCUUCCAGGCAAUGGCAUAUGAUCUGCUACCAAUUGAAAAUGAUAUUUACAAAUACAAAACAGAAGGAACUGCUGAGAAGGAACGGGAGGCAAUUCUGGAGGAAGAUGACGAGCUCUGGGUGAAGAUUCGGCACAAGCAUAUUGCAGAUGUGAUAGAGGAAAUACCAAAACUUUUGAAAGAAGUUUCAUCAAAAAGAAAAGCAACAGAAGGAAAAUUAUCGAUAUCUGCUUUGUCCCAGUUAAUGAAAAAGAUGCCGCACUAUCGUAAAGAGAUUAGUAGGCAAGUUGUCCAUCUUAACUUAGCAGAAGAUUGUAUGAGCAAGUUCAAGUCUAACAUAGAAAGGCUCUGUAAAACUGAACAGGACUUGGCUCUUGGAACGGAUGCAGAAGGUCAAAAAGUGAAAGACUCGAUGAGAGUUCUACUUCCAGUUUUGCUCAACAAAAGUCAUGAGAGCUAUGACAAAAUCAGAGCUAUUCUCCUGUAUAUCUUUAGUACAAAUGGAACUACCCAGGAGAACUUGGACAAGCUGAUCCAGAAUGUACAAAUAGAAAGUGAUAGUGAUAUGAUAAGAAAUUGGAAAUACCUUGAUGUUCCUGUUAUCUCUUCAUCUGCUGCUCAGCAGUAUAAACACCCAAGAAGGGACCGUUCUUCAGAAGAAACUUUUCAACUUUCUAGGUGGACGCCUGUUAUCAAAGAUGUUAUGGAGGAUGCUAUAGAAAACAAACUAGAUUCAAAAGAGUGGCCUUAUUGUUCUCAGUGUCCUCCUACCUGGAAUGGUUCAGGAGCAGUAAGUGCGCGCCAGAAAACUAAAGCUAGUUAUAAAGAGGAGCGGAAGAGUAGUGCAAGACUGAUUAUAUUUGUGAUUGGAGGAAUUACAUAUUCUGAGAUGCGCAGUGCUUAUGAAGUUUCUCAAGCCCACAAGUCCUGUGAAGUUGUUAUUGGUUCUACUCAUAUUUUGAGACCUAACCGACUACUGGAUGAAGUAAAGAGCCUUAGUAAACCAAAGGAUAUGGUCUGCAUUAAGGGUGAAUAGAAAUGGUGAUGUUUAUGAUGCAUUGGGAAAAGACAAAUAGUAUGUACAUUCUUAGAGAACUGACUUUAUUCUAAAUACUGUACCAGGACACUACAUAGUUCUGACUA